Messenger RNA from Pimephales promelas (fathead minnow), 2114 nucleotides. RefSeq names its product factor interacting with PAPOLA and CPSF1b (gene fip1l1b). Gene Ontology annotation, cellular component: mRNA cleavage and polyadenylation specificity factor complex. Lineage: Eukaryota; Metazoa; Chordata; Actinopteri; Cypriniformes; Leuciscidae. The record is from RefSeq and is a predicted model, not a curated record.
GGAACUAAUGUCUUCAAGUCUGCAAGAACAUCCUACAGAGGCUGUAGGAAGUGUGGAUUUCUUCUUAAACAUAAUUUGAUACGUUUGUUUGCUAAAUUCGUAUAUGCGUUUGUGUUUUUCCCUCCGAAAUAUUUGUGCGCGCGUUCUGGAUUGGUGGGUUUUAAUCUGACCUUGUCUUUGGCUUCUGGAGCGCGUUGUAGAGGCCAUAGGAGAAGAUGUCUGCAGAGGAGGCGGAUAAAACCACCACCACUGAUGCCAGUGCAGGAGACGAGGAGGAGGAAUGGCUGUACGGGGAUGAAGGGGAAAGUAAAGAAACUGAGGAAGAAGAGGCCAAACUGACAGCAGCCAUCAGUGUGACCUCUGCUCCUCCUGAUACUGAGGAGGUCACCGAGAGCACCGAGACCACCACCACAACCACCACCACUACCACUACCACCACCACUACUGGAAAUGGUGUGGCCAGUCAGGAGGAAGCACCUGGAGAAGAUGAAGACAGUGAGAGCGAUAGCGAUGACGACGAUGAUGAUGUCCGUGUCACCAUUGGAGAUAUCAAAACAGGGGCGCCACAGUACACGGCAUAUGGGGGAACUCCAGUGAAUCUGAACAUAAAAUCAGCUGGCAGCAGAGCGUAUGGAGGUUCUAAAGUGAAGGGCGUAGACCUCGAAGCCCCAGGCAGCAUCAAUGGGGUUCCAGUCCUGGAAGUGGAUGUGGAGUCCUUUGAGGAGAAACCAUGGAGGAAGCCAGGUGCGGACUUGUCUGACUAUUUUAACUAUGGUUUUAAUGAGGACACGUGGAAAGCGUAUUGUGAAAAGCAGAAGAGGUUACGCAUGGGGCUCGACAUUCUCAACAUUGGAUCCACCACUAGCAAGAUCUCAGUUCAGCAGGGUCGUACAGGUAACAGUGAGAAGGAGAUCACAAUACCUACUCAUUCAUCUAAAGCAGACUUUUCCACUCCAUCCAACCUGUAUAAAACAGGAAUCAACCCAGCGAGGAUGUCCCCUCCACACUGGGCAGGACCUCCCACUCAAGAAAUGCCAUAUUAUACGAAGACGCCCGGGACCAUAGAUGUGAUUGGAGGAGGAACUGCCACCAUUAGCAGGGUAGAAGGACGACGUCGCCACAAUCUGGAGGGGAAUAACAUCCAGGUGAUCUCGGAACAUUCCACUUCUGACACCGAACCGCCCGCGGUGGCUAAGAUGCCGCCACCUUUCUUUCCUCCAGGGCCACUCCCUCCAAACAUCCCGCCUCCUCCAUUCCUCCCUCCUCCUGUCAGUCAGGCUCCACCUCUAAUCCCGCCUCCACGGAUGCCAAUCACUGUUCCGCCUCCCAAUUUCCCUCCUCCCACAGGAGGACCUCCUCCUUCACUGAUCCCUACUAUGGACAAUGGGCACCCUGGAGGAUAUGAUGGACGUCCUGUUGCUCCAUACCCUUUUCCUACAGGUGGGUUUCCACCACCCAUGCAAGGAGCUGUUAGCCCCUGGCCAGGUUUGAUGGACAACCCAAAGCAGUGGGACUACUACCCCCGGCGAGACAAAGAGAGGGAAAAAGAUCGAGAAAGGGACAGGCAGAGGGAACGAGGCCACGAGAGAGACCACAGUCCCACCCCUGUGGCUUAUAACAGUGAUGAAGAAAGGUAUCGUUCUUACCGUGAGUAUGGAGAAAGAGGGUACGAGAGGCAUCGGGAGCGAGCGAGCCGCGAAAAGGAGGAGCGUCACAGAGAGAGGAGACACAGAGAGAAAGAGGAGGGGAGGCACAAGUCAUCACGGAGCAGUAGCAGACGAAGACAUGACAGCGAGGAGGGGGACAGUCACCGGCGCCACAAGCACAAGAAGUCCAAGAGGAGCAAAGAGGGCAAGGAGCCCAGCGAGGAGCAUUCUGUUGACCAGGAGAACCAGGAGGCUAUGGAGUAACUCCUGUCUGUCUUCCCCGCUCUCGUUCCUUCUUAUGAGAGCGCUGGUUGUCAACCAAAUCAUGCUAAAUGAAACUAAAAUCCAGUUUACCUUCCUUUUUGUUGUCAUGGUUUCCUUUUUUUUUUUCGUUUAGUUGUUUUUUUCCAGUGCUGUUGUACCAUGUAGAUGUUGAUUUGUUGGAUUAAAAAAGAGCAUUUGUUAAUA